UUACUAACAUGGCUGCGCACAACCAUGAGCGGUUUUGAACACGUAAAUUAAUAUUUUUAACGUUCAGUCGUUAUAUUAAGUGUCACUGUGACAUAUCGCAUUCGAGACGAUUACAAGCAAUGUGGGGAUGUUUGCUGAGUUAAAUUCUGUGUUGGAUAUUCAUCAAAACUGUUCGCUUGAUGGGAAAUUUAUUCUCGUAACUGAUAACCAAGUUGACGGAAACUUCAUCGUGUCGCAUUUUCUGUCCCUUUACCUGAAACGGAACAACUCCGUCUGUUUCCUUGCCUUUUCUCAAUCAUUUAAUCAUUACAACAACAUCGGAUUAAAGCUCGGUAUCAAUUGCACUCGUAGCCGAGAACAAAAACAACUCGUUUUUAUUGACGGAUUAAAAGCGUGUUUGGAAAGCUUUGUGCCUACUCGCAGUGAUAGGACGAGUUCAACGGAUUGUCGAAAUAAAUCGGACUGUGCGUUUAAUUUUGUUUCGGAAGUCACCAGCUCUCCUUUGAGAAAUUUGUUCAUCCUCGUGAAAGAACAACUCGGUAUCCUGGCAUCACGUAAUUGCCCGACUGUACUUAUAAUUGAUGAUGUUGAACCCUUGUUAGAUCUUGGUCUCUCGGCAGCAGACGUUGUAGACUUUCUAAAUUACAUAAGUGUUUAUUUGAAAGUUCCAUGUCAGACAUCCACCAAUUGUUUACUGGUGCGCACACACCAUGAUACUGAUAUUGAUGAUGAGAGGUGUAAUAUUGUUUGGACACACUGCGUACAUAAGUCAAAUUUAAGUAUUUGUGCAUCCGGUCUUGCAUCAGGGUUCUCCAAAGACGUUCAUGGACAGAUUGAUAUAAAGUGGAAGGAUAUCGACGGAGAAAUCGAGAAAGAAGAAUCUAGACAGUUCAAAGUUGAAGAAAAUUCGCUUCGGCUUUUUGCUAUAGGAACAUCAGCAGCGGUCCUAUAAAAAAACUCGAAUGCUUAGAUCUCAAAUGAUCAUGUCGGCAAUCAAUCAAUUCUAGUACGCUAGAAAACUAAUCUAAUACUAGAAAGCAAACUGUACGUU
Messenger RNA from Priapulus caudatus, 1051 nucleotides. RefSeq names its product elongator complex protein 6-like. Gene Ontology annotation, cellular component: elongator holoenzyme complex. The record is from RefSeq and is a predicted model, not a curated record. Gene Ontology annotation, biological process: tRNA wobble uridine modification. Lineage: Eukaryota; Metazoa; Priapulida; Priapulimorpha; Priapulimorphida; Priapulidae. The coding region runs from base 128 to 952 and encodes 274 amino acids. The transcript is spliced from 2 exons.